This is a messenger RNA of Corylus avellana, 944 nucleotides long. Lineage: Eukaryota; Viridiplantae; Streptophyta; Magnoliopsida; Fagales; Betulaceae. The record is from RefSeq and is a predicted model, not a curated record.
ACAGGCUCGAUCAGGCGGCAGGUUAUCUCCAACACUUCUACUCUCCUGACAUAAUAGGGAUGUCAACCGGCCAACGCAUGGCUACAACUCUGGACGGCUGCGACUUUGUUUCAUUAAGAAGCUGUCGGGAGUUGGAAGGAGGAUAUCUAAGUCUCCUUGAAGAACUCUUGCGAAAGCCAGUUUUACCUGUCGGAUUACUCCCUCCAAGUCCGAGAUUUGGAAACAACAUUAAUCAUAUUGACACCAACUGGUCUACUACUCUCAACUGGCUGGAAAAACAAACACCCAAGUCUGUUGUUUUUGUAGGGUUUGGCACCGAGUACAAAAUGCCCGUUGAACAAGUGCAUGAAUUGGCCUAUGGGCUUGAACUCUCCAAGCUUCCGUUUAUGUUGAUUCUCAGAAAUCCCGAGGGGCUAAGCAGUUCAGAAUUAUUGCCUGGUGGGUUUUUUGAUCGAAUCUCUGACCGAGGCAUGGUUUCUCUUGGUUGGGCGCCACAAGCAGGUAGAAAUUCUGGCUCACCCUGCAAUUUUAGGGUGUCUCUUCCACGCUGGUUGGGGAUCAAUUAUCGAGUCGCUUGGUUUUGGACACCCACAAAUUCUGAUGCCCAUGGUGGCUGACCAGAAUCUAAAUGCCAGACUAUUAGUGUAGAAGGGUAUUGGCCUUGAGGUUCAAAGGAACCCAGACGGCUCGUUCGACCGAGACGCCAUUGCCAAGUCCUCGAGGCUGGUUAUAGAAGAGAAAGAGGGAGAGGCACUAAGACUGAAGGCAGCUCAGAUGCAAGGAAUUUUUGCCAACCAGGAGCUUCAUGAGAACUACAUAAACAAUCUCAUUCAGUUUAUGGGCUCUUACAAAAAAAAUGAUCAUCAAACACCUAUGGAAGAUGCUAAGAAGUUCUAGCCUAUCGAUCGAUGAUUACCCUUUACUGUUGUGAAUGUGUUUAUUGU